Arachis ipaensis is the source of this 816-nucleotide messenger RNA. RefSeq lists its product as uncharacterized. Lineage: Eukaryota; Viridiplantae; Streptophyta; Magnoliopsida; Fabales; Fabaceae. The record is from RefSeq and is a predicted model, not a curated record.
AUGGCCAAGCAGAAGGCAAUUGCACAAAUCUAUGGAGAUUGGGAGGAGUCAUACAAUAAGGUUUCCAAGUUGUUUCAAGCACUGCAGAGCUAUUUUCCUGGUACCCUUUGUGACGUCCGUGUCAAACCAUUCUACGAUGGGCACCUCCUUGUACGUGACUGCAGUAUGUUCGACAAGGUAUUUUGGUCUUUCCCGUCAUGUGUAGAAGCCUUCAAGCAUUGCAAGCCCUUUGUCUCUAUAGAUGGUACUCAUCUGUAUGGCAUGUAUGGUGGUGUGUUGCUUAUUGCAGUGGCGCAAGAUGGGAAUAGCAACAUCCUGCCUAUUGCCUUUGCCAUUGUGGAGUCCGAGAGCACCGAGUCAUGGUUGUUCUUCCUAACUAAUCCGAGACGCCACGUCACACUACAGGAUGGCCUGCUGGUUAUAUCCGACAGAUCUCAGGCUAUCAAGGUAGUGCUUAGCGCCGAAGACAGCGGUUGGACUCCGCCUAGAGCCUACCAUGCUUACUGCAUAGGACACAUGGCUGCGAACUUCAUGACACGGUUCAAGUCAGCCGAAGGCAAGAAGUACCUCAUUAAUGCUACUUAUAGUCCAAGCAAGGCCGAUUAUGAGUGGUACAUGGAUGCGUUGAGAGGAGUCUCGCCUACCAUGGUUAACUGGGCUAGUUGUUUCAGGAACGAUAUUUGGCUACAACAUUGCGACGGCGGGCGUCGGUUUGGCCACAUGACGACAAAUCUAUCCGAGUGCAUCAAUGCAAUGUUGAAGGGCACCCGGUACUUGCCAAUAUCUGUCAUUGUGCACAUCACGUACGAGAGAUAA